This is a messenger RNA of Pterocles gutturalis (yellow-throated sandgrouse), 1626 nucleotides long. Its product is annotated as fatty acid amide hydrolase-like. Gene Ontology annotation, molecular function: catalytic activity. The annotation marks the transcript as partial. The record is from RefSeq and is a predicted model, not a curated record. The transcript is spliced from 18 exons. NCBI's taxonomy places the organism in Eukaryota, Metazoa, Chordata, Aves, Pterocliformes, Pteroclidae.
GCUUUUGGACAGAUCUUCUUACUACCACUCUUAAUACGGCUGAACAACUUCUCGCUCAUGCGUUCACUUGACAUUCAUGAAGAUCCCACGUUUUUCCCGGAGGUUGCUGCGAAGGUUACGGAAGACAAGUCUGAGGCUGAGAGCACUUCGGAUAUAAUCAAGCGGCUGUUAGAUGCAAGGUCUGAUUCUUCUAGCAAUGGGUUUUGCUUCAAAGGGAUCAAAGACUACCUGGACUGCUACCGGAGUGGGAAGCUGACGCCAUCUCAGGUAGCAAAGAACAUCAUUGCCAUGCUGGAGGACUGCGACAAAUCCACGCCCCCACUCAGAGCGAUAGUGCAAUGGGACCAGGAACAAAUAAUGCUGAUGGCUGAGGCCUCCACUGCUCGUUACAGAAAUAAAUGUACCUUGUCUUAUCUGGAUGGCAUCCCAGUGUGUCUGAAAGAAGAGUUCAAAGUGGUACCUUACCAUCACCGAGUGGGAACAGUGUAUCUUGGGACAGAGCCCGAAACAGAAGAUGCUACUGUGACCAAGAAGCUGCGAGAGGCGGGAGCUAUCGUUAUUGGGGUCUCAAACAUGCAUGAGCUAGGGACUGGAACAACUGGAUGCAACCCUAAUAGGUACCACAAGAUCCCUAGGAAUCCCUACGAGCCUAACCACUUCACAGGUGGGAGCUCCAGUGGGUCAGCAGCAGCUGUAGCAGCAGGUCUCUGCCCGGUGGCUAUUGGCACAGAUGGAGGCGGCUCUGUGAGGAUUCCUGCUUCGUUCUGUGGUGUGGUGGGGCUGAAAGGUACAUUUGGGCGCAUCAGUUGUCAUGGCAGCUUGCCACUCUCCUACUCUACAGUCAGUGUAGGCCCUAUCUGUACCUCAGUGGCAGAUGCAGCCAUUGUUUACAGUAUCCUUGCUGAGCCAGAUCCCCUCUAUCCAUAUGGCCUAAAACAGCCCAAAGCAACCCUAUCUGGGAUGUGUGCUCCUGACCUGAAAGGCUUAAAACUGGGAGUGGAUUGGACAUUUUUUAAGGCAUGUGAUGCUGAAGUCCUGUCCAUCUGUGAGAAAGCUGUGCAGCACCUGCAGAGUUUGGGAGCCAGUGUGGUUGAAGUGUCUCUUCCAGAGAUAGAGGAAGUGCGAGUAGCACAUGUGAUCUGCAUUCUCAGUGAGAUGAGGGACUUCCUGCAACCUGACUUCAAUAAACAUUUCCAGGAAAUGAAUUUGGACACUCGGGCUAACCUGGCCUUGGCUUCCCAGUUCACAGCUCUGGAUUAUAUUACGGCGAAUCGACAGAGAACUCGGAGCAUGAGAUUUUUGCAAGAGGUCUUCACCACUGUGAACUGUAUCCUUACACCAGCUGUUGCUUGCACUGCCCCAAGAAUCUAUGAAUCUGACCUCUUGACUGGGAGCAGCGAUAUGUCCUUCACAGUCCGUUCCAUGAGGUUCGUGCAGCUUGGUAACUUCACUGGGAUUCCAGGCCUUGUGGUCCCCAUUGGAUAUUCUACUGCUGGGCUUCCCAUCAGCAUCCAGGUCAUGGCAAAAUGGUGGGAUGAAGCUGUUCUCCUGAGGAUUGGCCUGAAGCUAGAGCAGUUCCGUUACCAGACCAAAAAACCAUCCAUUUAUUACGACAUCCUUGCAUGA